AUGAACCAUGAUGCCACCGCCCCGACCGAACCGGCGGACCCUCACCCGAACGAGACAUCGCAUCGCCGUACCCGUCGCCGCGAGGACCGCGUCCAAGACGCCGACCUAUCAACAGACCAACAGCAACAACAAAAUGGGUCUACUACGGCAAACACUUCACAGCAGCCGCAGCCGCAUCGAACAUCAUUGUCGAAGAAGGCGAAAGAGGGCUUAUCCAAGAAGCUGGUGUUCCUGAUACACCUGCUCCGGAGCUUAGACACAUUGAUAUGUGCUGAGCUAUGUGCACUUUAUUAUAUGGAUUGCUCCUUCUUUCGUCUCAUGAUCCGCUGGGCGCCCCAGUGGCUCUACCUCAGUCCCAAAUCCGAGAACCUGAUCCUCAUCAUACCAAACUACCCCGUGGGCGCCAUCCUUGGGCCCAACGCCUUCUGCAUGCUAUUCCACAUCAUAACGACGCUUCCCCAUGCCGGCGAGGCAGCGCGGGGAUACCUGCACGGCGGCGUCCUGAUCGAUUUUGUCGGGCAGAAACCCCCAAGCUCCAAGUUCACGUUACUAUUUCUGGAUCUGGUGGUUUUGAGUCUGCAGUGUUUCAUGUUGGCGGUCAACAUGGAGAAGGACAGGAUAAAAACGAUUGUCAAGCCACCGAAACGACCGGCGGCUGUAGAAGGAGGGACGCAAACGAUGGAGGCUUCGACGAGUACAACCGGCCAGGAUCACGAUGCUGAAGAACGGGGCGUCCACAGAGAUGCGCCCACCGUGGACGAGACGAAUGACGUUGAAUUGCGACCCAUGGGAUCUGACCGUGAGGGUGGAGACGAGGACCUUACUACACUACUCGACCGUAGUUCCGGUCACACCACCAGUUAUGAGGAACUUGGAAAUAUAUUGUCGUCGGGGAAUGCCGUGCUAUCGGAUUUUCAUGUGCGGCAUUCGCUUCGCACGGCUUGGAACGAUUCGGGAAAUACCACAGAGGGCGCUGCGGCAUAUGCGCUACAGAACGUAGGUUACAACGCGACACUUGCAGCGUUAGCGGCGCAGCGAAGAGCCAGACUUACUGCUGCUCAAGGCACUGCUCAGCCGCGGCAGUCAUAA
Messenger RNA from Pseudomassariella vexata, 1089 nucleotides. RefSeq lists its product as uncharacterized. Gene Ontology annotation, biological process: SREBP signaling pathway; protein processing. Bases 1 to 1089 code for a protein of 362 amino acids. Gene Ontology annotation, cellular component: Dsc E3 ubiquitin ligase complex. The record is from RefSeq and is a predicted model, not a curated record. NCBI's taxonomy places the organism in Eukaryota, Fungi, Ascomycota, Sordariomycetes, Amphisphaeriales, Pseudomassariaceae. The transcript is spliced from 2 exons.